GCAUGGAGACCGCGGCCCCGCCCGCACGCCCCUCAGGCCCCUUCGCCGCCCAAUCCCCAGCCUUCCACCUGCUACAAUCGCUGCCGCUGUUACAGUCUGUGGGCGGCGCUGGCAAGCCGCUGCCGCCGCCCCUGGGGAUGGACCCUCGGGUGGCGGGGCUGCUGCAGGGUUGCAACCCCUUGGGCCAGCUGCCAUGGGCGGCGCUGGGCGCGGGCGAGCUGGCCCUGAACCGGCUGCUGCUGACUCCCGGGGGGCGCCUCAGCAGACCCAAGAAGCGGUACAUCUGCAAGUACUGCCAGCGGGAGUUCACCAAGAGCUACAACCUGCUGAUCCACGAGCGGACCCACACGGACGAGCGGCCCUUCCCCUGCGACAUCUGCGGCAAGGCCUUCAGGAGGCAGGACCACCUCCGCGACCACAAGUACAUCCACAGCAAGGAGAAGCCCUUCAAGUGCGAGGCGUGCGGCAAGGGAUUCUGCCAGGCGCGCACCCUCGCCGUGCACAAGGCGCAGCACGCCCACGACGUCCCGCCCACACCCGCCGCCCCACACACGCCACCCUCCGCGCCCGCCGCCGCCGCCGCCGCCCGCCUGGAGGCCGACGAGGUGGUGGACGUGCUACACUGCGACGACGACGAGGACGACCACGUGAUGCAGACGCUGACGGAGGAGGACGAAGAGCUGCAGCCCGCGGCGCCCCAGCCCCCCAAGAGGCUCGGCUUCUCCAUCGCCGACAUCAUGAGCAGAUAGAGGCGCGAGGGGCGCCGCGCCACCUCGCCGUGCCGCUGCUGGUGUCUGCUGUACAUAGUGUACUAUAUCAUAUUCCUUAAUAUAUUUUUGAUAG
Messenger RNA from Portunus trituberculatus (swimming crab), 843 nucleotides. RefSeq names its product protein odd-skipped-like. The transcript has a single exon. The record is from RefSeq and is a predicted model, not a curated record. Gene Ontology annotation, biological process: regulation of transcription by RNA polymerase II; embryo development. The coding region runs from base 3 to 749 and encodes 248 amino acids. Gene Ontology annotation, cellular component: nucleus. Gene Ontology annotation, molecular function: RNA polymerase II transcription regulatory region sequence-specific DNA binding; DNA-binding transcription factor activity, RNA polymerase II-specific. Lineage: Eukaryota; Metazoa; Arthropoda; Malacostraca; Decapoda; Portunidae.